AUGGCCGGCACAGCGCCACUCGGAGUGCUACCAACUCCUAGUGCCUGCUCAGCUGCAAAUACGCUUGGCGCUAAGCCAGCCGGGCAAUGGUGGACGAGGUGCCCUGUAAAUCUGCCAGCAGCUCAUGAGACCCUGGGCAUCAAACAUCGAAAACCGUCAACUCGCAACAAUGCUGCUCUUGAGUGCUACAAGCUAUUGUCUAAGAUUCUACACUUUCACUGCUCUCAAAGGCUACCAGCAUAUGACUCGGCGUCUGUUGUGGCCCGCAUCAAGUUCUGGGUGUACGAGUGCGAGUACGCGUAUCUCGAUGCUCACACUUGCGAGAUUCGUGGCAUCUGA
Molecule: messenger RNA, 339 nt
Organism: Trichoderma asperellum CBS 433.97
Lineage: Eukaryota; Fungi; Ascomycota; Sordariomycetes; Hypocreales; Hypocreaceae
Source: RefSeq, a predicted model, not a curated record